Erigeron canadensis is the source of this 3483-nucleotide messenger RNA. RefSeq lists its product as uncharacterized. NCBI's taxonomy places the organism in Eukaryota, Viridiplantae, Streptophyta, Magnoliopsida, Asterales, Asteraceae. The coding region runs from base 1 to 3483 and encodes 1160 amino acids. Gene Ontology annotation, molecular function: RNA-DNA hybrid ribonuclease activity; nucleic acid binding. The transcript has 6 exons. Gene Ontology annotation, biological process: DNA integration. The record is from RefSeq and is a predicted model, not a curated record.
AUGAACUUGGAAGCUCAUAACAUAAAAAGAAGAGAAAACGAAAGCAUCCGCCAAUUUAUAACUCGCUACACAGAUGAAACGGCGUUGAUGAAAGGCCUCAGUGAAAACCAAAAAAUAUCAGGUUUCGAUCAUGGGUUACGCUUCCAACCUCUUGUAGAGUUCCUUUUCUAUGGACCUACCACAAGAGAUAAGAAACAGUGGGCGGAGUCACAGGGCCAGGCUACGACAAAGACCCUGACAGAAAUAGAAGAAACAGGAACUCUCGACACGAAAGGUUCUGAACGCUCCAUUCAACAGGCCACAAGGAAGAGCCUCCGGAAGCCACUCUACUUUCCAGCAUCCCCCAAAAAAUGCCCAGGAUAUUUUAGCAACAGAGAAGGCUCCGACAAGGGGAACCAGGGCCAAGACAAAAGACAUGGUAAAAAUCCAAUAAUUGAGGCUCCGGAGGCAAAAGCAGAACCAUUGGAGGAGAUAAUGGCAACAGUGUUUCCGGAAUGUCAGAUAACAGAGAGACAAAUGAUCAUAACUGAAGCCUGGAAAAAGGUGGCUAUAAGUCUCCCUCCGAUAAAAGAUAAAGAAGCAUGCGAAGCUCCAAUCAUAAUCAGAGCCAUUGUGGGAAGCCACCCAGUGAAAAGAAUCCAUCUAGACACUAGAAGCGGGUGUGAAAUAAUGUAUGAGCAUUGUUUUUUAAAGCUGAAAGCCACAUUAAGAAAGAAAAGGAAGGACAACAUAAGUCCCUUAGUAGGUUUUUUGAAUGAAAGAACAUGGUCACUAGGAGAGGUUACGUUGAAUGUUACUGUUGGAGAGGUUCCACGGACAAGGUCCGAAAUGCUAACAUUCGUAAUAGUGCGAGCGGAAUCACCGUAUAAUAUCAUACUUGGUCGCCCAGCAAUGAGAAAACUAGGUAUGGUACCAUCCCCAAUCCAUGCAAUAGUGAAAUUCCCAACUCCAAGAGGGAUAGGUUUUGUCAAAACCGAACCCCGUCCGGAGGUGCAAUGUUCUCAUAUAAGGGCUUCGGAAUCCGGAGAGUGUUCGAAGAAGAACGGAAAUCUUGAAGCUGAAACAGAAAAGUUGUUCAUCGAUAACAAGUACCCAGAUCAGCACGUGAUGAUUGGUAGACAAUUACCAACUGAAUACAAUAGGAAACUUAAAGAAGUGCUUGAAAAGAAUAAAGAUGUUUUUCCUUGGACACCCGCAGACAUGACGGGCGUCCCAAGAGAACUGAAGAUAAACGGUGAAAUAUUUGAUACACAACAUCGCUUAAACGCAAGAAAACAUCUGGAGCCUAUCAAACAGAAAUGUUGGAGCCUGGUUCCAGACCGAAACAAGGCUGCAAAAGAACAAGUGGAAGACUUAGUAAAAAUCGGCAUUCUCAGAGAGGUUAAGUAUCAAAGCUGGGUAGCCAACCCUGUAAUGGUUAAAAAACAUGAUGGAGGUUGGAGAAUAUGUGUCGAUUUCACCGACAUCAACAAAGCCUGCCCCAAAGAUGUUAUCCGCUCCCAGAAAUUGAUUGGAAGGUUGAAUCCCUCGUGGGCUUCUGAUAUGUCGAAGAUGCCUUUUGGUCUCAAAAACGCCAGAGCGACAUAUCAAAGGCUGGUGGAUAAAGCCUUUGGAGGACAGAUUGGAAGAAAUUUAGAGGCUUAUGUGGAUGACAUGGUAAUCAAGAGUAUAAAUGAAGAAGAUAUGUUCUUAGAUAUCGAAGAAACGUUCAAGACCCUCCGGUCCAUCAACAUGAAGUUGAAUCCUAAGAAAUGUUCUUUUGGAGUAGAAGAGGGCCAAUUUUUGGGGCAUGCUCUCAAAGAGGUCCAGAGCCUCAAUGGCAAGCUCGCAGCCCUUCACCGUUUUUUAUCCAAGUCAGCUGAUAGAUCCUUACCGUUUUUUCACACACUUAAAGGUUGUUUGGAGAAACAAAAUUUCAGAUGGACGGAAGAGGCACAACAAGCUUUCGCAGAGCUGAAAGACUACUUAUGUCAAUUACCAACAAUGACAGCCCCGACACCUGGUGAGACUCUCCAGAUGUAUAUAGCACCCUCCGGCGAGACUAUAAGUGCAAUAUUAAUAGCAAAUAAAAAAGGGGUUCAACAGCCAAUAUACUAUGUGAGCAGGGUCCUGCAGGCUCCGGAAACAAGGAGAUUAGCAAAAUGGGCAGUUGAACUAGGAGAACAUGAGAUUGAGUUCAAGCCUAGAAGUGCAAUCAAGGGCCAAAUAUUAGCAGACUUUCUUGCAGAAGUACCAUUAAUGGAAUCAAAAAAUAAAAGAAAAGCAGUGGAAGAAACAAAAGCGCAAAAUCCGGAGGAGAAGUCCAACCCAGGUGCAUGGAAACUCUUCACUGACGGAGCCUCUAGUUCAGACGACUCCAGCGCAGACCUCAUCCUAACAAAUCCGGAUGGCCAAGAGUUCACCUACGCCCUCCGAUUCGAUUUCAAAGCUUCAAACAACGCUGCAGAAUAUGAAGCACUACUAGCAGGUCUACGGAUUGCAAAGCAAAUGAAAGUAGAACAUAUUCAUGCUUACAUAGACUCCCAGAUUGUGGCUUUUCAAGUAUAUGGAACGUAUGAGGCUAAAGAACCAUCAAUGAAGAAAUACCUGGAAAAAGUUAGGCAGAUAAGACAAAGCUUCAGAAUACAUAAUGUUAGCCGGAGCCGAAACAAAAUUGCAUAUGCUUUGAGCAAAUUAACCUCCACCUCCUUCGCCCAUUUAACCAAAGAAGUCCUUGUUGAAAUUUUGCAAAAAAGCUCUAUUGAUGAGGAAAUUAUUGUGGCUCCCGUAGAGGAAGAAGGGAAAACUUGGAUGACACCAAUCAUUGAAUAUCUGACAAGUGAACUGCUGCCCCCAAGCAAGGAUGAGGCAAGAAAGAUUAGAAUCAAGGCUCCACAAUACACUCUCCGAGAUGAAGGCCUCUACCGGAAGUCGUACUUAGGCCCAUUGUUAAGAUGUGUUGGCCCGAACCAAGCAAAGGCAGUUAUUCAAGAAGUGCAUCAAGGCUGCUGCGGAGCCUAUGCUGGUCCAAGAACUGUGGUGGCCAAAAUCACCAAAAUGGGGUACUAUUGGCCAUCUAUGCACAAUGAUACUCUAAAAGAAAUACAAUCUUAUGACUCAUGUCAAAUUCAUGCUGUGGUCCCGAAGGCUCCGAAGAGCAAACUGAUCCCGGUAACAGUCGCAUGGCCCUUUUCCAAAUGGGGUAUUGACAUCGCCGGACCUUUCCUACAGGCUCCGGGGCGUGUUAAAUUCCUGGUCGUAGCUGUUGAUUAUUUCACAAAAUGGGUGGAAGCUAAGCCUUUAGCCACCAUUUCAGGAAAGCAGAUAGAAAAAUUCGCAUGGGAACAAAUAGUAACAAGAUUCGGAAUUCCGCAAGUCAUAGUUAGCGACAAUGGAAAACAAUUCAGCCAUGGAAUCUUUCCUCAAUUUUGUAAUAACUUAGAAAUCCAACAACGUUUCACAUCCGCAGCCCACCCCAGGCAAACAGACAUGUCCAAGCCAUGA